ACUUCUAAAUUCCCAAAAAGAAAUCUACAAACUUCGAAUAUUUAAGGCCCAGCCAAAAUGAUCCAAAAUCCAGCUCAUCUCUACAAACUACUUAAUAAGGGCCCAUCUAUCCUAACUGGCCCAUUGCACCCCUCGCCUUGCCUUUAGGCUUUCAAGAAGUUGCUAACUGCUACAAACUCCGUAGUUGCAGCCAACUCAACGUUGGUGCUUCAUUCAUGCACUUCUCGCACUCUUUGGUUAAUUUCUACGUGCAAUCCUCCUCCACCAACAAUAUGAAGAUCCAGUCAAUAAUUUCCUCCGGCCACCCUCAUCCUCCACCAUCUCCUCCAUUUCCUUCUCCGAUCUCAACACCACCGAGAGCACAACAUUGUGUUGCCGUUGCCGUAAAUGUAGAAAAUCGCGCCAGUUUUGUGUUCAUUGAGGACUUCAGGAUCGACAACAAUGACUCUACAAUUUAGGAGAUCAGAAUCGCUUUCGAGAAUCUUGAAGACCACCUUGAUUUUUUUCAUGUGAACUUUGUUUUAAUCAUUUUUGUCUACUUUGAGUUUGCCUGCGGUUUUACGUUUGGUUUUUUUUUUUUCAUUUGGUUCUGUUUCAUUGAUGAAAAAAUGAAGUGAAAUCUCCAUG
Molecule: messenger RNA, 627 nt
Organism: Rubroshorea leprosula
Lineage: Eukaryota; Viridiplantae; Streptophyta; Magnoliopsida; Malvales; Dipterocarpaceae
Source: the annotation of a GenBank genome assembly